AUGGAUUAUUAUUUUAAGGUUUUCUUCUCCGUUUCUCUUCUCUUUGUGAUCCUCUCUGUUUCGGCCGGUGAGAACGACGGCGGCGACGAUCUCUUGAUCCGGCAAGUGGUUAAUGAAGCGGAGCCGGAAGUUUUGUCCUCGGAGGAGGAUCACUUUUCUCACUUCAAAAGGAAAUUCGGAAAGGUUUACGGUUCUCAUGAGGAGCAUCACUACAGAUUCUCUGUUUUCAGAGCUAAUCUCCGGCGAGCGAUGCGUCACCAGAAGAUGGAUCCUUCGGCGAGUCAUGGGGUUACGCAGUUUUCGGAUCUGACUCCUUCUGAGUUCAGGAGAAAGCAUUUGGGCGUUAAUGGUGGGUUUAAGCUUCCCAGUGACGCUAAUCAAGCUCCGAUCCUCCCGACUCAGAAUCUUCCUGAUGAGUUUGAUUGGAGAGAUCGUGGCGCUGUUACUCCCGUCAAAAACCAGGGAUCUUGUGGGUCUUGCUGGAGUUUCAGCACAACAGGUGCUCUUGAAGGUGCUCACUUUCUCGCAACCGGCGAACUCGUCAGUCUCAGUGAACAACAGCUCGUCGAUUGUGAUCACGAGUGUGAUCCAGAGCAGGAAGGGUCAUGUGACGCUGGUUGCAACGGUGGGCUAAUGAACAGCGCCUUUGAGUAUACGCUGAAAACCGGAGGGCUCAUGCGAGAGGAAGAUUAUCCUUACACGGGAACUGAUGUUGGGUCUUGCAAGUUAGACAAGUCUAAGAUUGUUGCUUCUGUCUCCAACUUCAGUGUUGUCUCUAUCAACGAAGAUCAGAUUGCUGCAAACCUAGUCAAAAACGGCCCUCUUGCUGUGGCGAUUAACGCAGCUUACAUGCAAACCUACAUCGGAGGAGUGUCCUGCCCUUACAUAUGCUCGAGACGGCUCAACCACGGUGUGUUGCUUGUGGGUUACGGCUCGGCCGGGUUUGCUCAGGCCAGGUUUAAAGAGAAGCCGUAUUGGAUCAUCAAAAACUCGUGGGGAGAUUCUUGGGGAGAGAAUGGUUUCUACAAGAUAUGUAAAGGCCGUAACAUUUGUGGCGUUGAUAGUUUGGUUUCCACAGUCGCUGCCUCUGUCUAG
Molecule: messenger RNA, 1095 nt
Organism: Microthlaspi erraticum
Lineage: Eukaryota; Viridiplantae; Streptophyta; Magnoliopsida; Brassicales; Brassicaceae
Source: the annotation of a GenBank genome assembly